Messenger RNA from Vitis vinifera (wine grape), 1874 nucleotides. RefSeq names its product cyclin-D5-1. The record is from RefSeq and is a predicted model, not a curated record. Gene Ontology annotation, biological process: regulation of cyclin-dependent protein serine/threonine kinase activity; mitotic cell cycle phase transition. NCBI's taxonomy places the organism in Eukaryota, Viridiplantae, Streptophyta, Magnoliopsida, Vitales, Vitaceae. Bases 194 to 1147 code for a protein of 317 amino acids. Gene Ontology annotation, cellular component: cytoplasm; cyclin-dependent protein kinase holoenzyme complex; nucleus. Gene Ontology annotation, molecular function: cyclin-dependent protein serine/threonine kinase regulator activity. The transcript is spliced from 6 exons.
GAGUCUUUCUCGCCUUCUUACAGUCAAAGCCAGUACUCACAUCAGCCACCACCACUGUCUCAGUAUCAACCAUAUCUCCUCCCAUUACAAUCUCCACAGUUUCGCCACAUUCCCAGACCGCAGAAAUUGCAGAUUCAUAAUCUCUGCACGCAAGUUCUCCACCAAAUUUGGCGGAAUAGAAACGAGGACGAAAAUGGAGAGGGAUUCUUACUCUAGCCUUCUCUGUUUGGAUGAGGAUGUAGUGGAUGAAGAAGCCUUCAUUAGCUUCAAAAACUGCACACCUUCGGAUACUGAAGAUGAUGAGUACGUACAACUGUUGGUUGAUAGAGAGAUGAGUUUUGGGAUUAAAACAAACCAUUCAUUCUUGAUUUUGAACUGGGUUAAGCUUGCUCGUCUCGACGCAGUCGCAUGGAUUCUCAGAACAAGAGCGGUGUUUGGAUUCCGCUUCCAAACGGCCUAUCUGUGUGUGGCUUAUCUGGAUCGGUUUCUUUCGCGGCGAGCCAUUGAUAGCGACAAAACAUGGGCGAUUCGAUUGCUGUCAGUGGCGUGUCUUUCUUUGGCGGCGAAGAUGGAGGAAUGCAGAGCUCCGGCGCUAUCGGAAUUCGCUGUUGAAGAAUACAAUUUUGAGAGCAAGGUGAUUCAGAGAAUGGAGCUCUUGGUAUUGAAUACAUUGGAAUGGAGGAUGGGUUCAAUUACUCCUUUUGCUUUUAUUCAUUACUUCAUCACAAAAUUUUGCAAUCAAUCUCCACCACCAAAUGUGGUAUCAAGGACUGUACAACUCACCAUGGCUAUAAUGAGAGAGAUAAAUCUAAUGGAUCAUCGACCAUCUGUUAUUGCCGCUGCAGCAGUAUUGGUGGCAUUGGAUCAGAGAUUAACAAGAAAUGAAUUGGAGUCUAAGAUGAAUGCCAUCUCUUCAUGUGGAUCUCUUCAACCUGAGGAUGUGUUUUCAUGCUAUAGUGUAGUGCAGGGGCUUGACAAGGAGAAGUGUGCACUUUCACUAAACCCGUCCACUACCCAAUUGAGGCCAGCCGUUGAUGUGCAUGAAAAUUCUUCAGUUACUUCUGCCGCUAGCACCAAAAGAAAAAGGCUUACCUUCUAUGAUUGUGAUCCAAAUUAUGGAAUACCCAAUGAGAAGCGACCUCGCUAGCAAAAAUCCCGGCUGUGGUAGCUUUAGUAGAUGAUUAUUGGGCUAAUGGGUCUUUCUUAAUUACCAGUUUAUGGAUAUAAUUCAAGGUUGAUUGAGUGUCUCAUCAAGGAAACUAAUAGAAAGGGGAAACAGAAGAGGAAAAAAGUACACACACAACAAAAAAAAAAAAAAAAAGAAGAGGAAGGGAAAGCUUUAUGCAACAUAUAAAAGCUGAUUGUCAUAUUAGUCUGAAGACACAAGGCGGAAAGGAGGCCCUUGGGAGGUCUUUUUGAACGCUGCUUGUGAAACAGCCAUUCCGCUUUACGGUUACUUGUUCAAUCUUUUUAUUUUUUUUCAUUUCUAAUUUUCUUUUUAUUUCUUUGCUGUAUUUCCAGAUUUAUUAAGCCUUGCAGCCCUACCUUUUGAUGGGGUGCUUGUGAUGCUUUCCAUGUUUUUGAAAAGGCUGAAAGCAAUGAGGAGUGAGGGGGGAUGGGGGAUGGGGAAGAGUAGCAGCAGCAGCAGCAACUAUUUGUGUGAUUUGAUUCAUGUGUGUUGGAUACACUAGCCAUCGAAAAAAAGUUUGUAAAGGUGAAUGUGAUUGGAUUUGUUUGAAUGUUUGGGGAUGCCUUUAAAGGUGGACCCUGCUCGUUUCCUGUGUAGCUUGCCUGUGUUGAGGGGGCCAUCAAAGAAAAAAAACCCCUCCAACACAUCGUUUGUGGAAUCAAAAAGAAUUUCUAUGUUGAUCGUA